UCUACUGAGAUGGAUGAAAGGAUAUUGAGACGACACUUCAACGCAUAUGGUGAAAUUAAACAUGUUGUUGUCUACUUUAGCAAAGCCAUAGCUUUCGUUACUUUUGUUGAUCCUUCCAAGGCUCAAAUUGCCCUUCAACAACAACAACAUAUUAUUCUUGGUCGAAGAGUGGAGGUGAGACCAGCAAAACCGAAGGUAGAAAUAGGGAAGAGGAAGAUAUUUGUGGGAGGAUUGCCUCGAUCCAUAACAAAUGAAGAAUUCAAAGGAUAUUUCGAGAAAUUUGGAAGCAUUGUUGAUGCAGUGGUAAUCCAUGACAAAGAAACUAAGAGAAGCAGAGGGUUUGGGUUUGUGACAUAUGAAGCAGAGGAGUCAGCCAACCUUGUUUUGCGAACUAAUUUCCAUCUAUUAAACAACAAGAGAGUUGAAGUGAAGAAGGUGACUCCUAGGCAAGAGAUGGUGCCAAGCGGAUUUGAAUUUCCUCCUUAUUAUUACGAUCCAUAUUAUCAAACAUAUUUUUACGUCGUCUGGGUGCCCAUUCCUGGAUUUUACUGAGCCUCACUAUGAAAUUUUUGCGGAGAUAGUUUACAAACCGGAGCAGCAGAGGAAGGCAGACAUGAAGAGAUUUGUGAACCUUUUGUCAUAAGUGUUGCACACAUGUGUUUAAUUGUUUUUUUCAGUUUAAAUUUAAACAGGGGAGGGACCUGAAUCCUGAUUAUCGGGAACAUUGUUGUUUUUUUAUCUUUUUAAUUAUGUUGUUUUACUCUUUCAA
Molecule: messenger RNA, 769 nt
Organism: Gossypium raimondii (Peruvian cotton)
Lineage: Eukaryota; Viridiplantae; Streptophyta; Magnoliopsida; Malvales; Malvaceae
Exons: 3
Coding region: 10-552 (180 amino acids)
Molecular function (GO): RNA binding
Source: RefSeq, a predicted model, not a curated record